UUGUGCGUUUUCAUAAACUCAAAUGUUGGCAAUAUAAAUAAAUCGAUAACAAAGGGGGUGGAGGAGCGAGUACUCUAACCUAAAAGAUAUCGAAGCGAGUAGCUGUCAUGGCACGGCGAAGCAGCGUUCGUUCUGUUUACUGGAAAUUGUUCUAAUAAAUUAAUUAUUGAACUUUCCAAGAUGUCAUCACUUUACGUGUGUAGAAAUGGUUUAGACGGGUCGACCAGUAUGAAAUCAAACAAUACUCAACCUGUCAUGGACAAGGCCAAGGAAUGGCAAAUGGAACUCCUUAUGGAGAAGCUCCGUUCUAAAGCUGGACAGUACAAAACUUUUGGAGAAAGUGCUAAAAUGUUACGGAUGGCAGUAUUGGAAAAGAGGUACCCUGUUGAUGGUGUUGAAAAAGUUCAACUGCAAAAAUGUUUAGAUACUUUACAAAGUUCCAUCCGGGUCACUACCUUAAGUGGUAUGGUAGAGCGUUUGGAAAGUGUUUCAAGGCAACUAGGUCUUAAGUUUACUACAAGUGGUGGAAUUGGAUUAGAAGCAUUUAUAUCUUCAGACAUGUUUUAUGUUGAAGUUGUUUUAGAACCUUCAGGGGGUGUGAAGGAUGUUUCAAUUCAUCAUGAAGGAAAGGAUAAGGAACAGAGCUGUGAAGAGUUAGUAAAUUGCCUUCAGCAACAAGAUUUCACUGACUUUGUCACUCAACUAGAAGGUCUAGCAAGUAUUUACCAGUUAAAUGCUGAAAAGGCUGUGAAAUGUAAUGCCCUCAGUGCAUUACAAUCUUUGGAGGCCGACCUCACAACACUGUCCUCACUCCAAUCUUUCGAUGCUCAAGCUAUGUUGUGUAAAUCUCCCGUUGGCAUUCUUCUCAAGAGACGUGGUGGACAUGCAAUGAGACUGACAUAUUGGGUGUCCCCAUAUGAUUUAUUAGACCAGAAAACAAUGUCUGAGGUUGAUAUGACAGUCGAGCAAGUAAACAAACGAAACUUAGGCUACAGUGUAACAGUUUGCAUGGAGGCAUCAACUGCUCAUAAGUUACAGAUUGCACCCUUGAUCACAACUCAAAGAGGGGCAAAUGGCACAAUCAUUCCAGUGUAUAGUUCUCUCCAGGCACAAAACAGUGCUACUCUACCAGCAUGUUAUGCACUGCGGCUUCAUGAACCCUUACCAUUGUGUGUCGCCCUUGCUCGACGAAUUCAACAUGUAACUGAUAUGGAAUGUGGGGAUUUGUCUACCCCCCAUCCUCUUUUGUCACUUAUUACGCAGCAUGCUUCUCGGGGACAGUUAGAUUGUGCCAACAACAAUGGACUCUAUGUGAAUUUGCCAGAUCAGACGCACUGUUAUCGAAUGACUGAAACAAAGGGGCUUGAGGCAGUGAUGAUCACAAGUAUACCUUUCACACAUCCCAAACAAGUUCCCCAUAUAUUAGGAUUGCUACGUCAACAGGCUGUCUUUAAUUCUCUCAUAUCAAGUUGCAUUCGUAAUACUGUCAGCAGUCGACAUGAUUAUGAUGUUACUUUGCUGGAAGUGACGGCUCUAUCUUGGCAACACCUUUCAGUUUCUCUUGAACAUCCCCAAGAGGAAAGCAUGACAACUGUAGAGUUUGAUCUAUCAGAUCCUACCAGUGUUAAAUGUAAUUUGUUUGGUGCGGGAUCAUCACCAGGUCAGAUUGUAACUGCUGAGUUUGCUGCCAAAGUUGUUCAAAGGUGUAUGUCAAUUCCUGUCACAAUGAGAAGUCUCAUGAAACGUUGGCAAAGUCAGAGCUCGUCAAAAAACGGAAUUUCUAAUGGAAAUGGAAAUUUUAAUUUACCACUAGGUAGUGGUGGUGGGGGUAAUGGGGGAGGAGGCCACCAUGAUGACUCAAGCAGACAUGGAAUGUCUGAAUUUAGUAACAUGAGGGAUCCACACAUCAAAAUGGAACCUCAUGAUAGCAGCUCAAAUGACAUGGGUGACUCAGCAAGUGGUUUCCCUUCUUUUCAUAGCCCAUUAUUGGGGGACUUGACAAAUGCAUCUUCAAUGAACUCUUUUCCUGGUAGUUCAUCAAUGAUAAAUCAGUCCAAGGAACCAGUUGUGAUCAAUUUAAUGAGCGAAGCUGUGCCAAAGAAAAAAAAUCGAAAGCGCAAAGUAAUGGAAAGUCUUUGGCGUAGUCCCAAACAUAAGGGUGAUGAGUGUGAAAUAAUUGUAGAAAGCUCAAGUAAUGAAUCAACGCCACACGGAACUCCCACCUCCAGAGAUGCACCAGCGGAUUUUCGGAUUCCGACCCCUACCUCUAUUGAUUACCCUCACUUAAUGGAGGAAGGGAAGCCUGAUCCGACUUCAGCCGAUAAAGGACAUUCAGAUCUAGAGGGUAUAUCUGAUGAUGUGAUGGAAAUUCAAGAAAUGGACAGUGUGGAAGAAAUGUUAAAGGCAGUAAAUGCUCGUAAAAUCAAAAAACCAAGAGAGGAAAGGAAAUCCCCUUCAGGAAUAAUGCUUGAUAUUGAUGGCAAGAGUAUGGUACCACCAUCUGUAAGCAUAACACCCAUCAAUUCUUCUUCCAGCUUAUCUUCAAGUUUAAACUCUGUUUUGUCUGGUAUGGGGCUUGAACGCAGACCUGGAAUAGAGAUUAUUCCUAUUGGCUCAACACCUCCAGCAUCUCUUCCCAGUACAAUUACUAUCACCCCAAUUCCACCAUCAAAAAACUUGAUGGAUGAUAGAUCUCGGGACAGGAAAAGUAGAGACAAAGCAAGGUCUGAAGAAGAAGAGAAACGACUAGAAAAGAAAAGGAAGCGGAAAAGAGAGGACAGCCCUAUGGGUCCUCCGGAUAAACUUCCUCCCAAGCAGGAUCCUCUCUCUAAGCCAGUUUCUGUGAGCAUAAAGCCGACAGACAGUCCUCCUAUGUCCAUGUCAAGACCCUCCUCUCCAGCAGGAACUUUACGAAAGUUUAGCACAUCUCCUACACAUACCAGCCCUCUUGUUCUAAUGAGCAAAUCUGCUUCAAGUCCUGGAGGAAUGAGCAAAUCUUCUAAGCCUUCUCCGCAACAGAGCCCCAAACAUUCGCCUGCUUAUUCUACAAAUUCUCCCAAACACAACCCCAUCCCCUCCAGUGUAAGCCCUAAACAUCAUGGCACCUCAUCUCCCAAGCAUACGACUGGAAGCUCAGGAAAGCCAAGCAUGUCAACUUUGAAGUCAGCAGCAAGCUCUCCCUCAUCUGGUAAAACAAGCACUUCAGACCCAAUGAAAGUGAAACCACCAUCUUCAAGCAAGGACAGCAGCAGCAAUAGGGACAAAGAUCGGAGUAGGAUGUCUUCAUCAAUGUCAUCUUCGGUCAGUAGUGGUAGUAGUAGUAGUGGGGGAUCAGGUGGUGUAAACAGCAGCAGUGGUGGGGGUGGGGGAAGUGGUAGUAGCUCUAGUGUCUCCAGUUCAGGACAUCAAAGUCCAAAGUUAAAGUCAUCAAGUAUCAAGAAACAACCUGACUUUUCUAUUGGUAGCGACACUACAGUUACACCAAUUCCUCCACCCCCACCCCAAGCUAUUAGUGGUCCAUCUACUUCACCAUCAUCAUCACAAGACUGUAAGCAGUCUACAUCAUCUGCCUUGCCCCAAAUUCGGAACAGGAAGAACUCUCUUUCUGCUAUAGUGGAUAAACUCCACACAUCGAAAUCACAGCAUACAACGUGUGAUGAUAUAGCUGUGACAGUGACAAGUGGUGGUAUAAGUACCAGUAUUAGUAGUGCAAGCUCAGCAGGAUUAGUGAGCUGUGACACUAUUAGUAGUGCUGGUAAUGGCAGCCGCGAUCGCAUUCCGACUCCAACUAAAGGAACAGAAAUGAAAAGUGCUAGCAGUACUGGUAAACCUGGAGAUCCUGGAAAAAACCCUGGCGAAUACAUGGUAAAACCAGGAUCUGAAGGAAUUAAGCUUACCAUCAACAAAACUAGAGCGAAAGAGCCUUCUUCCAAAUCGUCAUCAUCUUCAUCCUCGUCUUCAGGCAUCCCAUCAUCAUCAGGGGUAGUUAAGUCGUCAUCCCAGUGCGGUUCAGGCUCUCCAAAACUUCAUACUGGUCACACUGGUCUUAAACCAGGAGUUAACAGUGGUCCAGCCUCUAAAAAACCUCAAAGUUCUUCAUCCUCGUCUUCCUCAUCACCUGGCCUUCCAAAACUGCAAUCAAGUAGUAGUGGUGGUGGUGGUGGUAGUAGUGGUGGGAGCAGCAGUAGCAGUAGUAAUAGUGGAAAUUCAUCCUCAAACUCUGGCCUUAAAACAUCAUCCACUCCUUCAUCAAAGGUACCUUCCUCAUCUGUCAGCUCAUCGUCAUCUUCGUCUCUUUCUAAGAGUAGUUCAAGUAGCACAUCAAAAUCUAUCUCUAAAUCAAGCUCUCCAAAAUUGGGAUCUUCAAGCUCAAGCUCUGAUUCAAAUCGUAUAAGAGAUAGUAGUAAACCACGUCCUCCCAAGAGCAGCAGCAGCAGUACUAGUAGUAGUGGUGGUGGCGGCGGCGGCGGUGGCGGUGGCGGCGGCAGCAACAGCGGCAGUACCAGCAGUAGUAGUAGUGACAAAUCCAUAUUUAGUAGUAGCAAGGAAUCAAGGAAAUCUAGUCCUGCUCCACCACGGGAUGAGGACAGUGAGCGAACAUUUAAGGCUAUCACAGGUCUGGAAAGUUUCGGUAAACAACUUGAUACUAAGUUCCAAAUUCCCAAAUUAUCUCAUCGGUCUACUAACCCAGAUUUGGAUCAGAGCAAAAAGACGACUCCUGAGAAAUCUGAAAUACUUUCAGGCAACAGGAAUAUUGAAUCAAACAAAGCUUUGGAUCUAGUUAAACCAGAAGCUAAAUAUAGUACAAGCUCACCCAUUCCAUCUACAUCGCCCUCGUUACCAUCAUCUAGUUUGUCUACUGGAAUUACUGUUGUUCCCUCUUCCAAAACAGAUGAGAAGCCAAGCAGUAGUCUGACAGAACCCAAAGCUUCCAAAGUGCCUUCUACCAUUUCUUCAAGUCACUCAUCAUCCCCAAGCCCACGCUUGACUCCUUCCCCCCUCCCAAAACUGGAUAGUAAAACUCCCACUGAUGGUUCACCUAUACCUGGUCUCACCAUAACUCCUAUUGGAAGCAUUGCAAGUAUUGGUGCAGGAGGUAGCUCCAGUAAUGACUCAAUGGACCUCUCAAUUGAUUUGAGUCGCACCCCUUUGGAAACUAAAAGUAAUAAAAAUGAUAUUCAGCGUGGUUCUGUGUCCAUUGUUCCUUCAUCAUCCAAGGAUGAUUUGGGAAUUAGAUCGGGCAGUCCUUGUGACAGUAUUUUGAAAUCUGAUAAGCCAAGAGAUUUUUCCAUGGUGGUAGAUGAUGCCAAAAAACUUGUUCUGGAAACUGCCCUAGCAAGAAUGGAAGAGUCUCGCUCAACACCACCAACUGGGGCGUCACAAGACCCUACAGAUGUUUUGUUGGACUUUUCUGGUGCAAAAGUACCACCACCAGAGCCCUCUGUCAGAAAGAUGACAGUCACUGAGCGUGUAAUGGCAGCUUUGCCUUCAAGAAGGAACACCACUCCUCCACCCCCUAUGUUUCCAGCCUCUCCAUCCCUUACAAUGCAUAUUGUGAAAUCCCCUUCAUCAUUGAUGGGCCCUUCACCCCAGUCAGGUUCUCCUUGUAUAACAGAUGAUGAUCUAAUGGAUGAAGCAUUGGUAGGCAUGGGGAAGUAAAGACCCAUAUUAUGGACUGUAAACUGGAUAUAUAUAUUAUAUAAAUAUUUUUUCUAAACCUGAUGUUUUGUUAAUUUUGUAAAUUGAGAGAAACUGGAUCUCUAUAACAAACUCUAGUAUACUUCUUUUGUUAAGUGUGUGUUUAUUGAAUGAAGAGACAAGUGUUUCACCUGAUCUCGCUGUUACUGCUUUCCACUAUACUGUAUGUUAAUUGUUAA
Messenger RNA from Frankliniella occidentalis (western flower thrips), 5876 nucleotides. It is a transcript of the gene MED1, whose product is annotated as mediator of RNA polymerase II transcription subunit 1. Gene Ontology annotation, biological process: regulation of transcription by RNA polymerase II. The coding region runs from base 181 to 5658 and encodes 1825 amino acids. Gene Ontology annotation, molecular function: transcription coregulator activity. Gene Ontology annotation, cellular component: mediator complex. Lineage: Eukaryota; Metazoa; Arthropoda; Insecta; Thysanoptera; Thripidae. The record is from RefSeq and is a predicted model, not a curated record. The transcript is spliced from 10 exons.